Morone saxatilis (striped sea-bass) is the source of this 899-nucleotide messenger RNA. RefSeq names its product opioid binding protein/cell adhesion molecule-like (gene opcml). Gene Ontology annotation, cellular component: neuron projection. The record is from RefSeq and is a predicted model, not a curated record. Lineage: Eukaryota; Metazoa; Chordata; Actinopteri; Moronidae.
CACCGAGUGAGAGAGAAAAACACACACAAGGAGACUUGGCUGAUGCAUCUCUCCGAGAGCAUCCAUUUCACGGCGAUUACAGUUUGAAGCGGAGGACGCUGUGCGCAGUCCUCUCACAAACACGGAGCUUUUCUCUCCUCCGAAGUCAGUUUCCUAGAGCGGCUGGCGGGCGGAGAGACACUUUCCCCCCCUUUGCGUUUAUCGACACGGACAGUAUUUCAUAACAAGCCUGUUUACUUGGAGCAAAAAGCAGGUCGUCCGCAGCUCGGCACAGGCGACACCGCAUCUUGUUUGUGGAGCGGAAUUCGCAGCUCAAGACGCGAGAAGGGAAUAUCCGACGGUUCAAGUUUUCCUGGAAGUUGCGCAGUGUCAGAAAAACAUGGGAAUUUGUGGCUAUUUGGCGGUGCCUGGGAAAAGCCUUGUCGUCCUCGGACUUAAAUUGUUAUUCCUUGUACCUGCAGGAGUUCCAGCCAGGAGCGGGGAUUCUGUACUAAAGGACAACAUCACCGUCAGACAGGGGGACAGCGCCGUCUUAAAAUGCAAUGUGGACAGCAAAGUAUCACGAGUGGCGUGGCUCAACCGCACCACCAUUCUAUUUGCGGGAAGUGAGAAGUGGUCCCUGGACCCUCGCGUCAUCCUGAUGGAAAACACAGCAAUCACAGAGUACAGCAUUAAGAUCCAAAACGUUGAUGUCCACGACGAGGGGCCCUACGUCUGCUCCAUCCUCACAAACAAGAAACCAAAAUCCACAAAAGUGCAUCUCAUCGUUCAAGUACCCGCCAGGAUCACUAACAUAUCGAAGGACAUCACAGUGAACGAGGGCAGCAAUGUCAAUCUGAUGUGCCUGGCGGUCGGUCGACCUGAGGCCAACAUCAUGUGGAAGCAUCAUUCACCGAGAG